UUAUUACAACCAUCAAAUAAAGCAAAAACCAAACAAGAAAAUGGCGAGUACGGAAGCUCUCUUACCCGUAACGUCCCGACAAGAUCCAUUAUCCGAGUCAAGAUCCGACCAGAUCCCGGAGACUCGUCGGAGAAGACCCAUCAAAGUCCAUCUCGCCGUUUAUUCCGGUUUGCUCUUGGUGGUUUUGUACGUCACUCUCAUCGUCACACACGACGGAUCCACCUCACAAAAUGGAGCCAGGGAUGAAACAGAGACAAAGUCACGUGCCCGUAUGGCUGGCGUGUCGGAGAAGACCAACGAACGGGUUUGGAGAUUAUCCGGUGAUGGUAAAACUGAAGCGUUCCCGUGGAACAAUACUAUGUUGUCGUGGCAACGCACGGCGUUUCAUUUCCAGCCUGAGAAAAAUUGGAUGAACGAUCCUAACGGUCCAUUGUUCUAUAAGGGAUGGUACCAUUUCUUCUACCAAUACAACCCAAAUGCAGCUGUGUGGGGUGACAUUGUUUGGGGUCACGCCGUGUCAAAGGACCUUAUCCAUUGGCUUUACCUCCCAUUAGCCAUGGUUCCUGACCAAUGGUAUGACGCAAACGGUGUCUGGACCGGUUCAGCCACUUUUCUUGAUGAUGGCUCCAUUGUCAUGCUCUACACCGGUUCCACUGACAAAUUCGUUCAGGUUCAAAACCUUGCCUAUCCUGAGGACCCAAGCGACCCACUUUUAUUGAAAUGGACCAAGUUCUCCGGCAACCCUGUCCUCGUACCACCGCCAGGUAUUGGUGCAAAGGACUUCCGCGAUCCGACGACAGCCUGGAAGACAUCGGCCGGAAAAUGGCGAAUCACCAUCGGCUCCAAAAUCAAUAGAACCGGGGUAUCUCUAGUUUAUGACACUACCGAUUUCAAAACCUACGAGAAACGAGAGACCUUGUUGCACCAAGUUCCCAACACCGGCAUGUGGGAGUGUAUUGAUUUUUACCCGGUGUCGAAGACUAAAGUCAAAGGGCUAGAUACUUCAGUCAAAGGACCAGAUGUAAAGCAUAUUGUGAAGGCUAGCAUGGACGAUACCAGAAUUGAUCACUAUGCCAUCGGGACGUAUUAUGAUUCAAACGGUACAUGGUUUCCGGAUAAUCCUUCUAUUGAUGUUGGAAUCAGUACUGGUUUGAGAUAUGAUUACGGGAAAUUCUACGCGUCAAAGACGUUUUACGAUCAAAAUAAGGGACGGAGAAUCUUAUGGGGUUGGAUUGGUGAGUCUGACAGUGAAGCUGCUGAUGUACAGAAGGGUUGGUCCUCUGUUCAGGGCAUCCCAAGAACUGUUGUCUUGGACACUAAGACGGGGAAAAACUUAGUCCAGUGGCCAGUUGAGGAAAUCAAAUCUUUGAGACUAAGUAGCAAGAAAUUCCACAUGAAGGUUGGACCAGGGACCAUGGUUCCUGUUGACGUGGGUUCCGCGGCUCAGCUAGAUAUAGAAGCUGAGUUCAAGAUCAAGAAGGACGAUCUUGAAAUCAUCUUUGGAGACGACUCCGUGGAAGGCGACAAGGAAUUCAGCUGCCAAAACAGCGGUGGCUCCACCGUGCGUGGGGCUUUAGGACCUUUCGGGUUCUCUGUUCUCGCUGACCAAAGCUUGUCGGAACACACUCCGGUUUACUUCUACGUGACUAAGGGAAAAGAUUCAAAACUCAAGUCUUACUUCUGCACUGACACUUCAAGGUCGACCAUGGCAAACGAUGUUGUUAAACCAGUCUAUGGAAGCUUCGUACCGGUCUUAAAAGGAGAGAAAUUGACAAUGAGAAUUUUGGUGGAUCAUUCGAUAGUAGAAGGAUUCGCACAAGGUGGAAGAACAUGUAUUACUUCAAGAGUAUAUCCCACAAAAGCCAUCUAUGGAGCUACGAAGCUCUUCUUGUUCAAUAACGCCAUCGAUGCGACCAUUACGGCGUCGUUUAAGGUUUGGCAAAUGAACAGUGCUUUUAUUCAUCCUUACUCUGCAGACGAUCUUUGAUGUUCCAGCUUGCGACACCUGAUUAUUUUCAAAUAAGAAGAGAAUCAAUUUUUCUCUUCUCUUUUUUUUUUUUUUUUUCCUUUCGUUUUGGUGAUGUUGUUAAUUAUAGAAUGGAUCUGAUUUGAUCUGUGUGAUUAUUCAUCAUAUUGUGAGUGAAGAAAAGGAAAUAAUUUUCUCUUUUCCUAGAGAAAGUAGGGUUCGUUCAUUUAUCAUUAGUUCAAUAUGGGACAUAUUGUAAUUUGAACUAAUAUGGGACAUAUUAUAAUUUGAACUAUUAUGGGACAUAAUAAUA
Capsella rubella is the source of this 2279-nucleotide messenger RNA. Its product is annotated as acid beta-fructofuranosidase 3, vacuolar. Lineage: Eukaryota; Viridiplantae; Streptophyta; Magnoliopsida; Brassicales; Brassicaceae. The transcript is spliced from 7 exons. Gene Ontology annotation, molecular function: beta-fructofuranosidase activity. Bases 41 to 1987 code for a protein of 648 amino acids. The record is from RefSeq and is a predicted model, not a curated record. Gene Ontology annotation, biological process: carbohydrate metabolic process.